Mesocricetus auratus (golden hamster) is the source of this 3606-nucleotide messenger RNA. It is a transcript of the gene Plxdc1, whose product is annotated as plexin domain containing 1. The record is from RefSeq and is a predicted model, not a curated record. The transcript is spliced from 14 exons. NCBI's taxonomy places the organism in Eukaryota, Metazoa, Chordata, Mammalia, Rodentia, Cricetidae. Bases 987 to 2507 code for a protein of 506 amino acids.
ACACUCCUCUUUCGCCUGUAUCAGUUUCUUAAGCCAUUUCUUCCACUUUCGGAGAUCUACCUUGAAUCCCUCAUGUUACCAAGAAAGGCCAUUUUCAAUAUAUAACUUAGGUUCUGCACACAGACUUUCUCUGGGGCUGGGAAUAAGGGUGAUCAAGCUCCUUGAAAGGGAGAAUUGGGUGCCCCUCAUUUGGGGUCAGGGAAGGGUAGUUCAUGGGUCGCUGCUGUUGGCCCUAACUGUGUCCUGGACUUUUAGUGGUCACAGUAUGUAGUUCAAAUGAACCUGUGUUGGGAUGAGAUGGUUUGGGUCGCGGUGCUGGUGAUGACAGCGGGGCAGAGGGCAGAGAAGUCACACGUCUAGAGACUGGUGUGGCGCCGUCAGUGUUCAGGUGGCUGGACACUUGGCUUCUAGUUCUGCUGUCUCACUUGCUAUGUGACCUCGGGCAAGUCACUUGCCUUCUUGGGCCUGUUUCUUGAUGUGUAAAGUGAGGUUACUGGUGAAAUCUUCGGCUUUUGGAAGUGGGAUUAUGAAAGAUCUUUCCCCUUCUCAAGAUAUUCUCCCCAAACAUGCACAGGCCAGAAGACAGAAAAACAGAUGACAGACAGGAAGAUGACUGACUUCAGAGCCCAGGGAAUGGACCCUGAAGGUCUGGUCCCAGGGAAACCAGAGACACCUGGGACACACAGAAGGGAGAAUCUUGCAGGCAGCCAUUUCCAACCUACCUGGGGCCCCUACUCUCUGAACCAAGGCUGCUUGUCUCUAGAGAGGGAACUGAGCAGAGGUCUCAGAACCCGUCCAACCGUUAUCUGCUUCCAGAGUCUUCCUUGCCCCACUAAUAUACUGUGCCUGACCUUCAGACCUCACAGUGGCUGCUGACAUAGCUACUGCUCCCUAGCAGUCCCAGGACCCCUCUUCACAGAGACCCACCCCGCCGGCAGGGCCAGACAGCAACCCUACUCUCGGGCCUGAGUCACUGUGCUGUGUCUAUGGGAAGAAGUCUAGAAUGUUUGGGCUCAGGAUCGUGCCUGCCUGUCACUGAGAACUCCUCCACCCCUCACCGCAACUUGUAUGGAAACCUGCUCAGUCAUGAUGAAGGCCAGGGCUCUGAAUGGACUGCUAAGAGGACCAGGCAAGGCUGGAGUCGGAGAGCCCGAGAGAGUCCUGGGCAGGUGUUGAAGCCAGGCAGGACUCAGCUAAGCCAGGACCUGGGUGGGGCCUCGCUGGCCAUUGACACACUCCCGGACAACAGGACCAGGGUGGUGGAGGACAACCACAACUACUAUGUGUCCCGAGUCUACGGCCCUGGUGAGCGUCGCAGCCGGGAUCUGUGGGUAGACAUGGCCAUGGCCAACCAGAGCCACGUGAAGGUCCACAGGAUCCUCUCAAGCUCUCACCGACAGGCUUCAAGAGUGGUCUUGUCCUUUGAUUUCCCUUUCUACGGGCAUCCUCUGCGGCAGAUCACCAUAGCAACUGGAGGCUUCAUCUUUGUGGGUGAUGUGCUCCACCGGAUGCUCACAGCUACUCAGUAUGUGGCGCCCCUGAUGGCCAACUUCAACCCUGGCUACUCUGACAACUCCACAGUUGCUUACUUCGACAAUGGGACAGUCUUUGUGGUUCAGUGGGACCAUGUUUACCUCCAGGGCCGGGAGGACAGGGGCAGCUUCACCUUCCAAGCAGCCCUUUACCAAGAUGGCCGCAUUGUCUUCGGCUACAAAGAGAUCCCUAUGGCUGUUCUGGAAAUCAGCUCUGCCCAGCACCCUGUCAAGGCUGGCCUGUCAGAUGCUUUCAUGAUCCUCAAUUCAUCCCCAGAGGUGCCAGAGUCUCGGAGACGGACGAUUUUCGAAUACCACCGGGUGGAACUGGACUCCGGCAAGAUCACCAACACAUCAGCUGUGGAGUUCACCCCAUUGCCAACCUGCCUCCAGCAUCGGAGCUGCGACACCUGCAUGUCCUCAACUCUGACCUUCAACUGCAGCUGGUGCCAUGUCCUGCAGAGAUGUUCCAGUGGCUUUGACCGCUACCGCCAGGAGUGGUUGGCCUACGGCUGUGCCCAGGAGGCAGAAGGCAGGACGUGCGAGGACUUCCAGGAUGAGGGUCACUACUCAGCCUCCCCUGACAGCUCCUUCGGCCCCUUUGAUGGUGACCGCACUACCUCUUCCUCCCUCUUCAUGGACAGCCUCACCACAGAAGAUGACACCAAAUUGAAUCCCCACGCAGGAGGAGAUGGACUUCAAGACAACUUGUCCCCAAAGACCAAGGGGCCUCCCGUGCACCUGGGCACCAUCGUGGGCAUCGUGCUGGCUGUGCUCCUGGUAGCGGCCAUCAUCCUGGCUGGGAUUUACAUCAGCGGCCACCCUAACUCCAAUGCUGCACUCUUCUUCAUCGAGAGGCGACCUCACCACUGGCCAGUCAUGAAGUUCCGCAACCACCCCAGCCACUCUACCUACACAGAGGUGGAGCCCUCGGGCCACGAGAAGGAGGGCUUCAUGGAGGCCGAGCAGUGCUGAGAGCACCAGGCCCGUGACCUGGGGGCGGCGUGAAAGCAAGUCACAGCAAAGAGAAGUGAUUCUUCCUGCCCUCCUCUGAGCUGGCUGUGCGUGCGUGUGUGGGUCAGGAAGACAAGACAGCGGUUUAUGGUGCCAAAACCAUAGUUUGGUCCUCACACCCCAGAUAAAAGGGGCACAGUAAUGCAACCAUGAGGGUUUCUUAAAGGAACACUAACCUCAGAGUUCCCUGUUCCGAUGGGAGGAGGCUCAUUUUGGGGGUCUCUCAGUGGUCUACACUGCAGCUAUUGAAGUGCCUGUCCCUACUGGAGACAGCCUGGUCACUGAAGCCCCUGCUGGGGCUACUACAUUCUAGGGUCAACAGACUCAAGGGCUGGUCUUCCUAGCUAUGGAGUCAGUGGCUCUGGAAGCCUGAAGAAGGGGUCCCCUCCAUUCGGGAGCUCUUAUCCCUUGAGACAAACCAAAUGAGAGGAGAGAAAAAGAACCUUGGGGAACUUGUGUUUUCUGGCCUUGGUCCUUUGCUUCAUCAUUUCUGCAGAGGCCGGGGGCCGACAUGGGAACGCCGCAGCCAGGCUGCACCCUGGCCUGCCCCUCAGCCUCCACCUUGCAAGCCGGUCUUGCAUGGCUGCCAGUCAUGAGUGGAGUGCUUACUCCACCGUGUGUCUGGUGGCCGCUUUACUCGCUGGCCUGUUCUGUUGUCGAUGCCAGUGGUUUCCUUCAAAAAGAGGAACAACUCACCUGGCUCAUAUUUUUCCUGGCUGACCUGGGUGGGGCUUUUGUAGCCAUUAAAAACAAGCAGGUGGCUGAGGUUUCCUUGAGACUCCCCUGCCUCAGCAGCGAGUUCCAGUUGGAUCAUGUUGAAGGACAGCUGCCAUGAAGGUAGGCAGAGAAACCUGACAUGGGAGGGAGGGACCUUGACCUGGAAAUCGGCCUCUGUCUCUCUAGCUCUGCAGAGAGUUUUGGGGGCAGGGAGCUUCUGCGCCCCUACCCUGCUUAGCCUGGUUUUAAGGGAUUUCUGUCUCUGUGAUGGGCAGGACUGCUUCCGGAGGGCAAAGGAAAUCUAGAGCUCACCCUCCUCCAAAUAAAUACCAUCAUCAAAUAA